This is a messenger RNA of Photinus pyralis (common eastern firefly), 447 nucleotides long. Its product is annotated as gustatory receptor for bitter taste 66a-like. The record is from RefSeq and is a predicted model, not a curated record. The transcript is spliced from 4 exons. Gene Ontology annotation, biological process: sensory perception of taste. Bases 32 to 310 code for a protein of 92 amino acids. Lineage: Eukaryota; Metazoa; Arthropoda; Insecta; Coleoptera; Lampyridae. Gene Ontology annotation, cellular component: membrane.
GGCGAAUUCGACUGUAAGGAUCAUUUGUGGAAUGAAAAUUGCGACAGAAAAAACGGAUUAUUCCAUUUUGUUAAAAAAGACGAUUCUACAACUAAUGCAUCAAACACUAAGUGUAAGCGCCUGCAAAAUCUUCGCAAUAGAUUUUAGGAUGCUUUACGGUAUUGGUGCGACGGUAGUAAAUUACUUAGUAAUUAUGCUCCAGUUUGACCUCAUGGCUGACAAGCUUAGCGAUUUGAAAACAGCAUCCUUAAGCACUGCUGACAGUAGUGUGACAUCUCCUCUGAACGAAAAAAUUCAACAGCCUAAGUGAAUGUAGCAUACUUCACACCGCACGCACGAGGAAUAUGGAUGUGUCCAAUGAAACACUAAAGAAGCAUUUUCUUACAUAAAAAUAAUUUCCCCUGGCUAAGUUGACGCUUUAUGCAGAUCAUUUUGCUGAAUUUUAAA